Messenger RNA from Xenopus laevis (African clawed frog), 1230 nucleotides. RefSeq names its product chromosome 1 open reading frame 109 L homeolog (gene airim.L). Bases 243 to 857 code for a protein of 204 amino acids. NCBI's taxonomy places the organism in Eukaryota, Metazoa, Chordata, Amphibia, Anura, Pipidae. The transcript is spliced from 6 exons. Gene Ontology annotation, cellular component: cytoplasm; nucleus. The record is from RefSeq and is a predicted model, not a curated record.
AAGGACUUAAACUACAAUUCCCUUCAUGCCGUACGGCUGUUGCCUUCCAGUUCCGGUUUUGGAAGUUCAGCGGAAGCAGCGGUUCCAGGUGUGGUGCAAUACAAGCGCUUGGAAUAGGAAGUUAACGCGCCUGCAUUGGUGGCCACUCCCUUGGAUACAGACCCACAGGGCAGAAUAAAAGCAUUUAACCCUUAGGUUGUGAUAAGUUAGCACAUCAAAACGCAUGGAUAAAUGCCUGCAGGAUGUCUGAGAAACCAGCACUUGUUUCUGUGCAGCAGUCGCUAAGGAAGUGCUUUGAUACUAUAGAACCACUGCACGAAGAAUGGAAUACUACACUUUUGGAGUGCGACCCACACCUCAGUUCUUUAAGUAAUCUAGCAGAACAGCUACAGGCAUGCCAGAGAGUAAUGUUUAAGAAAACCCCCCUAAGCAGCUUUACUAACCUGCAAGAACACCUCAGUUUUAAGCUACAAGCAGCUAUGGAGGUUACUUUGGAGAUCCUAAAUCAAAAGUUGUCUAGGCUGCAUAGAAUAAGGGACUCUGUAAGUCAAGUGGUUGGGUCCGUCCUUUACAUGUAUGAGACUAAUGUUGAAAUAAUUGGCCUUGAAGCAAUUCUGGAACGUUCUUCUCUCUGUCCUUCUGUAGCUGACAUGUUAGAAUGGUUACAAGAUAUAGAGAAACACUACAGAAACCAAUACCUGCAGAGGAAGCUUCUCCUACAAGUGUGUGACUAUCGUUUGUCAGAUAUUCAGGCAUUGCCUCAGUCUUGGGUUAAACUGGCAGAUGCAGCAUCAUCCAGACAGCAGCUUGUUGAAGAUAUUUUAUUAAGUGUAUCCUUCUUUCGCACAUCUACGUGACACUGAUAUUCUUCCUGAAUACUUCUCAGAACUUACUAGUUGGAAUGGCCUGUUCCGAGAUGGAAAUACUUGAAAAUUAACUUUAAGGGUCUGUUAAAUGUAGAACACUUGGGAGCAUCAUUUUGAUGUCUUGAACUUGAACAUUGUCCAACAUUGUAUUCCUAUUUUUAUGAGAUAUAAGUCCAAAACUCAUGGCUGAAUAAGAAAAUGGAUCCAUUUACCACAUCUCAUUGGACUGAAGCUUUGCCUGCAUUUGCUGGAGUUAAAUCCAUACUUCUGAACAUUAUUCUCUAUAUAAUAUAACUUAUGUAAUGUAAAACUGCCCACGCUUAUACCACUGUUUUAUAUAAAUAAAGCCUUUUCAUUAAAAACA